This is a messenger RNA of Procambarus clarkii (red swamp crayfish), 9158 nucleotides long. NCBI's taxonomy places the organism in Eukaryota, Metazoa, Arthropoda, Malacostraca, Decapoda, Cambaridae. The record is from RefSeq and is a predicted model, not a curated record.
GCAGGGUUAAGAGUGUCAGGGGCCGGGUCCGCCUGCUGCCGCACCAUUCAGUGCCAGAGUCUGGGAGCGCGAGCAUCACCCGCUCCUGCAGCCUCCUCCACACAACCUGUCCCAGCUCCGGCGACACCACCAAUCCUAAUCCCAAGAAUAUCCACUAUCAGGAGGCUGUGUUGAAGGAGACGAUGUCUUACCGACCCACGGAGACUAACCAGGCGAGUGCGGAGUGGUGUCAACAGCGUCGUGGACACUACCACCUGCACCCAAGAGAAUCUUCGCCGAAUUUUGAUUCGAGGUUCCCGAGUCCUUGGGCUCGGAGCCCUAUGCAGUGCUCGGAAGCACAAUACGGCUGGUCCUGGAGUCCAUCACCAGCAACCAUGGCACCCAACACUAUCAGAGAUGAAUGGUCCUGGAGUCCCUCGGCUACCAUGGUAGCCAACACUAUCAGAGAUGAAUGGUCCUGGAGUCCUUCGGCAACCAUGGUAGCCAACACUAUCAGAGAGGAAUGGUCCUGGAGUCAUUCUACACCACCUUUGCCAUCAAACACGAUGGCAGAUGAAUGGUCCUGGAGUCCCUCACCACCAUUCUUGCCAACCAACACGAUGGCAGAUGAAUGGUUUUGGAAUCUAGCAUACAGGAUUAAAUUAGAAACCAGAUGGUCUUGGAGCCCAUCAAAGCUGACUGUCCCUACAUGGAGGACCAAACGUAGGCGGCGGCGUUCCCGUAGACGCAGGAGAAGAACGCCUAAGUGGUUGUCUCUGCAGAAUGAGUUUUACAGAUGGAAGAACGAUACAAGACCGAGGCGUUCAUUUUCAGCCAAUAGGCCCGCAUUGCAAACCUCUACCCGAACCCCAUGUGGUGAAAGGUUAGGUUACCCACGGGCACGAGCUAACAGAACUCUUAACCAGUGUCCUUGUGAGGCGCUCGACAGCGACUCAGAGGAGGAGUUUCCUCAGUUGACAAGCAAAGCGUCGCGUGGUAAGUGCCCUGCACUGCCCACGUCUGACCAGUCGGCUACCACCAGUAACUCCCCAGAAAGGAGCCUCUCCCCUUUUCUUGGGGUUUGUCCAGCUGAGACCGAUGAAGCGUCCAGGAGGACAGCCCCGGUGGAGGAUGGUGUAAGUGGACAUUUUGGAAGCUUGUCAGAAUUAGACCCAUUUUUUCACACUGCGGCAGACGAGAGUUUUAACAGUCAGUGUUCAGUAGAUACAUUGUUGCAGUUACCGAAGAUGGGAUGGUCCAACUGUUCAUUUUCUCUAGAGGCACCUGAACAGUUAAUAGAAAAUGACUUGGUAAACUCUCCUAAAAUAACAGAUACAGAUACUGACAGACUGGAACGUUUAUCUCCUCUAGGAGAAGAUUCCUCACUCUCAAGAAACGAAGAAUAUAAUCCAUGUUCCACAACAGCAAUGGUGGCAAACGAAGACUCAAUAAGCCAGUUGACAACACUUAACCCUUUGCAUGCCAAUAUUCAACAUAUUCAUACAUGUACUCCACACACACACAUGACUGCAGGGGAUGUAUUAAUGAGAAGUACAGGCGGGCUAUCCACGGAAUAUGAGCCAGGAAGUGAGAGCUCACGUUCACCACCAGUAAAUAUGACAGUCGUGAGUGCAAGAGGAGAGAGAUCCAGCGGUGACCUUGUCACUGGUGAGUGUGUGCCUAAUCAGGGGGACGUCGGGAAAUCAUUCCCUAAAAUAUCCUCUUUACUGAAUAUGGGACACCCUUUAACUGAUAAUGUUCCUUUACCAACACGAGGGUCCCGAAGGCCAACACCAGAAUGGUCCAGGACCCCAUCACCAACACUGGAAAGGUCCAGGAGCCCAUCACCAACACUGGAAAGGUCCAGGACCCCAUCAACAACACUGGAAAGGUCCAGGACCCCAUCACCAACACUGGAAAGGUCCAGGACCCCAUCAACAACACUGGAAAGGUCCAGGACCCCAUCACCAACACUGGAAAGGUCCAGGACCCCAUCACCAACACUGGAAAGUACCAGGAGCCCAUCACCAACACUGGACAGAUCAAGAAGCCCAUCACCAACACUGGACAGAUCAAGGAGCCCAACACCAACACUGGAAAGGUCCAGGAGUCCAUCACCAACACUGGAAAGGUCCAGGACCCCAUCACCAACACUGGAAAGGUCCAGGAGUCCAUCACCAACACUGGAAAGGUCCAGGAGCCCAUCACCAACACUGGACAGAUCAAGGAGCCCAUCACCAACACUGGAAAGGUCCAGGAGUCCAUCACCAACACUGGAAAGGUCCAGGAGCCCAUCACCAACACUGGACAGAUCAAGGAGCCCAUCACCAACACUGGACAGAUCAAGGAGCCCAUCACCAACACUGGAAAAGUCCAGGACCCCAUCACCAACACUGGAAAGGUCCAGGAGUUCAUCACCAACACUGGAAAGGUCCAGGAGUUCAUCACCAACACUGGAAAGACCUAGGAGCCCAUCACCAACACUGGAAAGAUCAAGGAGCCCAUCACCAACACUGGAAAGGUCCAGGACCCCAUCACCAACACUGGAAAGGUCCAGGACCCCAUCACCAACACUGGAAAGGUCCAGGAGUCCAUCACCAACACUCGACAGGUCCAGGAGUCCAUCACCAACACUGGAAAGGUCCAGGAGUCCAUCACCAACACUGGAAAGGUCCAGGACCCCAUCACCAACACUGGAAAGGUCCAGGACCCCAUCACCAACACUGGAAAGGUCCAGGAGUCCAUCACCAACACUGGAAAGGUCCAGGAGCCCAUCACCAACACUGGACAGAUCAAGGAGCCCAUCACCAACACUGGACAGGUCCAGGAGUUCAUCACCAACACUGGAAAGGUCCAGGACCCCAUCACCAACAUUGGAAAGGUCCAGGACCCCAUCACCAACACUGGAAAGGUCCAGGAGUUCAUCACCAGCACUGGAAAGGUCCAGGAGUCCAUCACCAACACUGGAAAGGUCCAGGAGUCCAUCACCAACACUGGAAAGACCUAGGAGUCCAUCACCAACACUGGAAAGACCUAGGAGUCCAUCACCAACACUGGAAAGACCUAGGAGCCCAUCACCAACACUGGAAAGGUCCAGGAGUCCAUCACCAACACUGGAAAGGUCCAGGAGUCCAUCACCAACACUGGAAAGGUCCAGGAGUCCAUCACCAACACUGGGAAGGUCCAGGAGUCCAUCACCAACACUGGAAAGGUCCAGGACCCCAUCACCAACACUGGAAAGAUCAAGGAGCCCAUCACCAACACUGGAAAGAUCAAGGAGCCCAUCACCAACACUGGAAAGACCUAGGAGCCCAUCACCAACACUGGAAAGACCUAGGAGCCCAUCAACACUGGAAAGGUCCAGGAGUCCAUCACCAACACUGGAAAGGUCCAGGACCCCAUCACCAACACUGGAAAGGUCCAGGACCCCAUCACCAACACUGGAAAGAUCAAGGAGCCCAUCACCAACACUGGAAAGACCUAGGAGCCCAUCACCAACACUGGAAAGACCUAGGAGCCCAUCAACACUGGAAAGGUCCAGGAGUCCAUCACCAACACUGGAAAGGUCCAGGACCCCAUUACCAACACUGGAAAGGUCCAGGAGUCCAUCACCAACACUGGAAAGGUCCAGGACCCCAUCACCAACAAUGGAAAGGUCCAGGACCCCAUCACCAACACUGGAAAGAUCAAGGAGCCCAUCACCAACACUGGAAAGAUCAAGGAGCCCAUCACCAACACUGGAAAGAUCAAGGAGCCCAUCACCAACACUGGAAAGAUCAAGGAGCCCAUCACCAACACUGGAAAGAUCAAGGAGCCCAUCACCAACACUGGAAAGAUCAAGGAGCCCAUCACCAACACUGGAAAGAUCAAGGAGCCCAUCACCAACACUGGAAAGACCUAGGAGCCCAUCACCAACACUGGAAAGAUCAAGGAGCCCAUCACCAACACUGGAAAGAUCAAGGAGCCCAUCACCAACACUGGAAAGAUCAAGGAGCCCAUCACCAACACUGGAAAGAUCAAGGAGCCCAUCACCAACACUGGAAAGAUCAAGGAGCCCAUCACCAACACUGGAAAGAUCAAGGAGCCCAUCACCAACACUGGAAAGAUCAAGGAGCCCAUCACCAACACUGGAAAGACCUAGGAGCCCAUCACCAACACUGGAAAGAUCAAGGAGCCCAUCACCAACACUGGAAAGAUCAAGGAGCCCAUCACCAACACUGGAAAGAUCAAGGAGCCCAUCACCAACACUGGAAAGAUCAAGGAGCCCAUCACCAACACUGGAAAGAUCAAGGAGCCCAUCACCAACACUGGAAAGAUCAAGGAGCCCAUCACCAACACUGGAAAGGUCCAGGAGCCCAUCACCAACACUGGAAAGGUCCAGGACCCCAUCACCAACACUGGAAAGAUCAAGGACCCCAUCACCAACACUGGAAAGAUCAAGGAGCCCAUCACCAACACUGGAAAGAUCAAGGAGCCCAUCACCAACACUGGAAAGAUCAAGGACCCCAUCACCAACACUGGAAAGAUCAAGGACCCCAUCACCAACUACUGUAUCUUUACAGCCUCUGGCGAUUGUCAAAAGCCCAUUAUUGGAAAAAACCAGCAACCCAUCUCCAUCACUCUUGGGUUUACCAACAAAGAAAGUAUAUAUGAAAUCAUUCCCUGUUGAUAAUGUCAGUGAAGUAUAUAUUGACUUGUCUAUAACUAGUGUGGCGUCUCCGACCAUAAGAAAAAGACGCUCCAGUUCUGAAUUCGACUCUGAACACCAACCAUCAAAGAAAAUGUGUUCUCCCCAACUUAGUGAAUCCGAUUUCUUCCACUCCAAAUAUGAUGUUGGCAGUCCCAUGUUAUCCCAGCGGGAGAAUGACUAUGGUAGUCCCAUGCUAUCCCAGCGGGAGAAUGACUAUGGUAGUCCCAUGCUAUCCCACCUGGAGAAUGUCGAUGGUAAUCCCAUGCUAUCCCACCCGGAGAAUGUCGAUGGUAAUCCCAUGCUAUCCCAGCGGGAGAAUGACUAUGGUAGUCCUAUGCUAUCCCAGCGGGAGAAUGACUAUGGUAGUCCUAUGCUAUCCCAGCGGGAGAAUGACGAUGGUAGUCCUAUGCUAUCAUUAAGUGUCAAAAGAAACCUAUCUCCAGAAGACUCCCAUUCUGCAUGCCAUAUAAAGAAAAAAAUCAGAAUCCACGCAACGGUCGAUACAGCUGCUCUACUGGCAAAAAUUCACGAAUUCAUGUUGACGCCACCAAGAGAGACGCAGAGCAGGGCGCAGCGCAACUCCGUGAUGACGCGAGCCGCCGCGCGCAGACUGUUGGCCAGGUCUCCCAAUCACAACCUCCUCCAUGUUGCUGACAAGCGGAUGGAAGUGUUUGAAGCAAUAGAGGAAGGGAAGACACAACGAGUGAGGGAGCUGAUCCAGGACACCGGCCCAGCCAUCAGGAGGGACAACACGGACUGUACUCUGCUCCAUGUUGCAGCCGCCUCCAAUCAGUUAGAUGUGGUGCUCUUCCUCCUCAAGCUCAUUAACCCCAACAUUGUCAACAAGGAGGGCCGCACCCCGGCCCACCUGGCCGCCAUUAAGGGCCACACUCAGGUCUUGAGGAUUCUGAUGGCUGAUGACGGACUGAACCACGACAAGCGAGACAACUCCAACAGAACUUACAAGGACUUGCUUUCUGCGCCUCUGUUUGAGGCAGUGUUGGGAAACAAUCGAAGCAGAGUACAAGAGCUGUUGAAGCUUGGUGUUGACCCAGACUAUCACGCGGGGUCACUGGUCGAGGGAAUGCUGGAGGAGGAGCUACAGGUCGUCACGGCUCGCCAUCUAGCCCUUACACUGAACCAGGAACCCAUCAUCCGCUUAUUCGCUAAGGAGCGACCCCCAGAGAAAGCCACAGAAGACACUAAUCUUAGUUUGUCUCUGACCUCGUGUGAACUGCAUCCAGCCAGAGACCAAUUGAUACCAAGACUUAUGAUGAAUCCCAGAACCGGCCAGGCUUCAGGCCCCGACGUGUACAAGAUGGACACAGACCCCCGGGGAUACGUCUGUAUCCUCAGCUACAGUUCCUUCAAGGACCGCCCCGACCUGGACCUCGAGGGUUCACACUCUGACGUCAACAACCUGUCAAACGUCUUCGGGAAAAUGGGAUACACUGGACACUCACACUCCUCCUUGACGGCACACCAGACCAAGCAAGUGUUGACGAGUGUCAGGGACAUGGAAGUCCUCGACCAUGUUGGAUGUGCUGUUUUUGUCAUCUCUAGUCAUGGUGUUGGAAACGAAAAGUUUCUAACUAAUGACAUGAAACUUUUAACAACCGAAUGGGUUUGUGGCCUCUUUAAAGAUUCAGAAUGUCCACGAUUAAAACAUAAACCCAAGCUGUUCAUCUUCGACUUUUGUUGUGGUUAUUAUAAGGACCAGACUCCUAGACCAUGCAACACUGCCAAAUAUACGAGAGUGGAGGAGCCUCUACGGGACAUGAUGUGCCUCUACUCCAAUGACGGAAGUUUCACAUCGUACACCUUUACUGAUGACGGAACUCCCUUCAUCACGGCCCUGUGUCGCACCCUGGCGCAGCACGCUCAAGGCAAGGAACUUGGCGAGUUGUACAGACAGUUCCUCAAGGAGUGCACCAGGACCUCCCUCGCCGGGGCACCGCAGCUCCGGAACUUCAGCUUCGUCAAACAAUUCUACUUCAACCCUGUAUAUUAAAUGUCUCAGCAGUGUUGGCAUUUCCCUCUUCACUCACAUUUUCCAUUACAACUGUGUACCUCUAACUUGUCAAGAUCUCCAGCCAUCGGCCCAAUGCGACAGGGGAUAGAACAUCAACAAUUUAGUUGUUAACGAAAUCGACAAGAUUUCCAGUGGAAAGGACUAGUCAAGUUGAGUUGUUUACAGAAACCUUACCAAGUGGGCUGAGUGAGUGAGGUAUGGCAUCAUGUGACAACACCCGGUAACACCCCGGGGUUGUUACUACACCCAGUAACACCCGGGGCUUGUUACUACACUGUGCCUGGUACAUGGUGCUGGUAUGGGCUCGGGGGACAACACUCCACAGAAACUAUUGUGUCACCGGAUCCUGCUUGCUACAUCGUUAUAUACACGUUUCAAUGUUUCGAUUAAAAGAUUAACAUUUAUUUCACUGUAUAUAUGUUUUAGUGCUGUGUGUGGCACUAACAGUGGCACUAACAGUGACACCUGUAACGGAUCCCUCUAAGCCACGAACCUUACAAUAAACACGCCUACAUUACCAGAAAAGGUUGAAUACUUGUGAAACGUGAAUUAUUUGAACGAUAAUUAUUCAACAAUUUCAUGAUCUCUCAUAUCCUCAGAAAUUGUAAUACUGACAAAUAUAAUGUUUAAACUGAUAAAAACAAAUAUUAAAUUAUUAUAAAUUGGAAUAUAAUUACAGUAUAUAAAUAUUUUUAAACACCUUAUAAAUUACACGAGCCUAACUCGUCGAGUCAUGUGAAAGCCUUGAACAAAUCCAUAAGGGCCGUGACGAGGAUUCGAACCUGCCUCCGAGAGCAUCCCAGACGCUGCCUUAAUCAAGGUGUAAUGAAGGCCUUGUACAGACCUUUAAAAAAAGAUCAAAGUUCUUGGAACAAUAAUGUCUGAAGAUUUAUAAAGGAAACGACAACAAUCAGGAAAAUGAGAGGUUGGAUAAUGAGCACAGUGGUCUACGUUCUCAACUCGCAACAGAGGGAAGCGAGUUCAAUCUCCAGGCGGGAAAGAAACGGUUGAGCACGUUUUCUUUCACCUGAUGCCCCUGUUCUCCAAGCGGUAAAUAGGUAUCUGGUACAUCAACAAUUGUUGUGGAGUUGCAUCCUGAAGGAGGUCAGUAGUUGACCUUGGGGAGAUAUCGAUAAGCCUGCGGACAGGUUCCUGUCUCCAACAACAGGAAUGCAACAGAAUUCAGACCAGGAGACGCCACAAGAGUGACAGCUCACGUGAGAAUGGAAUGGAAUUAUCAGGGGGAAAGCGCCAAGCCAUUACGACUAUAUAGCACUUGGAAGAGGUCAGGAUAAGGAUUUGGGAUAGGACGGUUGGGAAGGAAUGGUGCCCAACCACUUGGACGAUCGGGCAUUGAACGCCGACCUGCAUGAAGCGAGACCGUCGCUCUACCGUCCACCCCAAAAGCUCACGUGAGAGCCCAAGUGAUCUCUUGUAUGAAAUAUUUAGUCCUCACAUCCGCUGUCAAGGCAGGCAAGAUAUCAGGUCUAGACUGUUACUGCCACGCACACAAUCUGCUUGAUCAGUUUAACAACUGGAUAGUUUGCAACACUUCACGCGGAGUUCAAGAUUGAGUGAACAACUGGCUCAGGCAGUCUUGUGUGGAAUUUAAAGUUUCCAGUUGAAGCUUCAGAGGGAUUGCAAUAGCGACAACAGUUACUAUAAGACCGCAGGUAUGUUGAUACUAAUACCCUGACGUGCUGCGUCAGACACAACACCUGCGCUCUACAGUAAGUAACAACAAAGAGGGGGGGGGAAGGGGGGGAAGGAAUAGCCUAAGGUAUUCUAUCCCUUUGAGACGUAUUUCUUUCUUGUCUCAAUAAACAUAGUUGAACUUGUAACAACAAUAAUUAUUGUGACCAUAGAGGUGAGAACUUCAUUCUCAACAUUAUGUACCUGUAUGCAUGUAAUGAAUGAUUUCUUCAAUUUAUAUAAACUGUAUGUACCGUGUGUGUAUAUCUUUCCAGAGACACAGAGAUCCCAUAUUGCCCGAAACGCUAUGUGCGUAUUAGUGGCUUUCGGUACUGUAUAUGUACUAGCUCUAUUUAUAAAUCCAACAUAAUGUUUGUAACUCAUCAUCUAUGUAUGUAAUUUUACCUGAAUAAAAUUUUGAAUUUGAAUAUUCACACAUACUUCAGGUUAAUGCUUUAUCAUGGGAUCAUCCCUGGCUCGUUUCCAGGUCUGACCUUGUUUACCCAAAACGCUGUGCGUAUUAGCGAUUGAUUGAUUGAUUAAGCCACCCAAGAGGUGGCACGGCUCUAUCUAGAAAUCCAACAGUCUGUAUGUAAAUAAUUUUGUAUAUGUGUAGUUUUAUCUGAAUAAACUACUGUAUUAUUAUUAUUAUUAUUAUAUCCAGAUUUAGGCUGUAGUUUGCUUUAAGCAACAAUUAACUGUCAAGCCAGUUAUUUUAUUAUAUGAAUGUACGUCUUUAUUUAACUCAAUAAAGUUACGUCAACC